UUCUUCAUUUCUAGAGAGAGAAACAACAAACAUGGAGUCCACCAAAACAGCAAUGGAGGCUUUUGAGAAGCUCGAGAAGGUCGGCGAAGGAACCUACGGCAAAGUCUACCGAGCCAGAGACAAAACCACCGGCAAAAUCGUUGCUCUCAAGAAAACCAGACUUCACGAAGACGAAGAAGGCGUCCCCCCUACAACGCUUCGAGAGAUCUCCAUCUUACGGAUGCUUUCAAUUGAUCCUCAUGUUGUCAAGCUGAUGGACGUGAAGCAAGGCGUGAAUAAGAACGGAAACACUGUACUCUACUUGGUGUUCGAGUACAUGGAGACUGAUCUGAAGAAAUUCAUCAGAUCCUAUCGCCAAACUGGUGACAACAUUCCGCCCCAAAUCGUCAAGAGCUUGAUGUACCAGCUUUGCAAGGGCAUUGCUUUCUGCCAUGCUCAUGGUAUAUUACACAGGGAUCUUAAACCCCACAAUCUUUUGAUGGAUCGAAAGACUUUGAUGCUUAAAAUAGCAGAUCUUGGACUUGCUAGAGCUUUUACUCUACCAAUCAAGAAGUACACUCAUGAGAUUUUGACCCUUUGGUAUAGGGCUCCAGAAGUACUUUUGGGUUCUACCCAUUAUUCAACAGCUGUUGACAUGUGGUCGGUUGGCUGCAUUUUUGCUGAAUUAGUCACAAAUACAGCCAUUUUUGCGGGAGAUUCUGAACUUCAACAAUUGCUACAUAUUUUCAGGUUAUUGGGUACACCCAAUGAAGAAAUUUGGCCCGGAGUAAGCAAGCUCAAGGACUGGCAUGAGUAUCCCCAAUGGAAACCGAAGCAAAUUUCAACUGCUGUACCAACGCUGGAUGCAGAUGGACUCGAUCUCAUUUCGAAAAUGUUGGAGUAUGAACCGUCAAGAAGGAUUUCAGCUAAAAAAGCAAUGGAACAUCGAUAUUUUGAUGAUCUUGACAAGACUUAUCUUUGAGAUGCCACAUCUGUUGCUUGUCUCGAGCAAAUUUAACGAAAAAAUCUGUGUUCUGAAAUUAACUGCUGAUUUGUGGCAAGGAUUAAAUUGUUUUUAACUGUAGGUUUUUAUGUACCAAGUAUGAAUGAAUAUGUUAACCGUAUGUUUAGUACUUUGACAUCUAUGAAUGAAUAUGUAACAUGUUUGGUUGGUAA
This is a messenger RNA of Helianthus annuus (common sunflower), 1155 nucleotides long. RefSeq names its product cyclin-dependent kinase B2-2. The coding region runs from base 32 to 961 and encodes 309 amino acids. Gene Ontology annotation, cellular component: nucleus; cyclin-dependent protein kinase holoenzyme complex; cytoplasm. Gene Ontology annotation, molecular function: ATP binding; cyclin-dependent protein serine/threonine kinase activity; cyclin binding. NCBI's taxonomy places the organism in Eukaryota, Viridiplantae, Streptophyta, Magnoliopsida, Asterales, Asteraceae. Gene Ontology annotation, biological process: G1/S transition of mitotic cell cycle; regulation of G2/M transition of mitotic cell cycle; regulation of gene expression. The record is from RefSeq and is a predicted model, not a curated record. The transcript is spliced from 8 exons.